Molecule: messenger RNA, 1799 nt
Organism: Asparagus officinalis (garden asparagus)
Lineage: Eukaryota; Viridiplantae; Streptophyta; Magnoliopsida; Asparagales; Asparagaceae
Product: eukaryotic peptide chain release factor subunit 1-2-like
Biological process (GO): cytoplasmic translational termination
Cellular component (GO): translation release factor complex; cytosol
Molecular function (GO): sequence-specific mRNA binding; translation release factor activity, codon specific
Source: RefSeq, a predicted model, not a curated record
CAUCUCCAUCGCUUCGAUGUCAAUCUAAUGAUUUUGUUUCAGAUCCGGUGCCGCGAUCCUCGAAUCUCUUGCUAAUUUAUCAUUUCGUUUGUAUUCGCGCUCUAGGGUCUCGAGUAACUUCUAUGAUUGUUUGCGCUAGGAUUUUUACGUGCGAUUAGUUUUAUAUUGGAGGGAUUAGGGUUAUGAUUUACUCUAGAUCUAAGGUUAUUGAUUUUGUGUAAUGAUGAUUUAUUUUUUUAUGGAGAGGUCCCUUUGGUCAUUGGCUAGAUUAAAGGCACCAUCUUUAUACUUGUAAGAUCCUUGAGGAGACUGAAUACUCAUGUAGAAGGCUGAUAAUAUGAGUUGAUCGAUCUCCUUUAUUCUUGUGCGACAGUCUGUUUAGAAGAUGGCUGAGGCUCACGAAACCGAUAGGAACAUCGAGAUAUGGAAGUUAAAGAAACUUAAUAUCAAAGCUUUGGAGGCGGCUAGGGGCAAUGGCACAAGCACGAUCUCACUGAUUAUGCCACCUCGUGAUCAGGUAUCUAGAGUGGCUAAGAUGCUUGGUGAUGAAUAUGGAACUGCCUCAAACAUCAAGAGUAGAGUCAACCGACAAUCUGUUUCUAUCACUUCAGCUCAACAAAGGUUGAAGCUUUACAACAAGGUCCCUCCCAAUGUACUAGUUCUUUUUUACACUGGAACAAUUGUUACUGAUGAUGGGAAGGAGAAGAAGGUUACCAUAGACUUUGAGCCAUUCAAGCCCAUCAAUGCAUCGCUCUAUCUUUGUGACAACAAGUUUCAUACCGGGGCAUUGGAUGAACUCCUUGAAUCUGAUGACAAGUUCGGUUUCAUAGUGAUGGAUGGAAAUGGAACCCUUUUUGGCACUUUAAGCGGCAAUACUCGUGAGAUCCUUCACAAAUUUACUGUUGAUCUUGAAAAAAAGCAUGGACGAGGAGGACAGUCUGCGCUUCGAUUUGCUCGGCUUCGUACGGAAAAACGUCAGAACUAUGUCAGAAAGACUGCUGAACUUGCAACACAGUUCUACAUUAAUCCUGCGACUAGUCAACCGAAUGUUGCUGAUCUUAUCUUAGCUGGUUCUGCUGAUUUCAAAACUGAGCUGAGCCAGUCUGACAUGUUUGAUCCUCGGCUUCGACAAGCUAAAAUACUCAACGUAGUCGAUGUUUCUUAUGGAGGAGAGAAUGGUUUCAAUCAGGCAAUUGAGUUAUCAGCAGAAAUUUUAUCAAAUGUCAAGUUCAUUCAGGAGAAGAAGCUGAUAGGAAAAUACUUCGAGGAGAUUAGUCAAGACACCGGUAAAUAUGUUGCAUUCAGUAGAAGGAGCUGGCCUGAAUUGCACCCGGACCCUCUUCACAGAAGCAGCUAGCGCUCUCCAAGAAAAUUGAAGGGAUGAAAUAUAAGAUUCUCGAUGAAUAGAGGGGAAUUAAUCGAUCGAUUGAUUGGCCAGCUGGAUGACGCAAUAUCGGAGAUCGAAGAUUACAAUCGGUCACCUGAUGCUUUGCAAACUGUUGCUUGGUCUAUCGUGAUACUUCGUGUUCUAGUAUGUUAAUUUGAUUCAUCAUAGUCUACAGUAUGUUAAUUCGCGGUGUCUGCCUCAUUGUCAUGGUCUCUGAUGUUUCUGAUUACAUUAGCUGUAAAACUCUGAACGUCUGUCGCAGCUAGUUUGUUUUGGCAGAACCUAUGUAAUUACCUUUUAUGCUGAUAUUGUUUCCUUAUUUAGGAAGAAUUGAUGUUGGGUGCAUUUUUGCAGUGUUAAAACUCUCAUGUGAUCGAAAGCGUCAGGUACCUGCAACAUCUUUAUGUUACUG